Messenger RNA from Cornus florida, 1917 nucleotides. RefSeq lists its product as uncharacterized. NCBI's taxonomy places the organism in Eukaryota, Viridiplantae, Streptophyta, Magnoliopsida, Cornales, Cornaceae. Gene Ontology annotation, cellular component: cytoplasm. Gene Ontology annotation, biological process: biosynthetic process. The record is from RefSeq and is a predicted model, not a curated record. The transcript is spliced from 15 exons. The coding region runs from base 527 to 1774 and encodes 415 amino acids.
AAAGAAAAAGGGACACAUGAGAGAGAGAGAGGAAACUUCGCACCCUUUUGGCCCCUUGCGUACUUAUCGUUAAGCGGGUGGUGGCGUUGUUGAGUCGUCUCCACCAGGUAUUAUUAGAUCUGUCUCACUCUCUCUCUAAAUCUCUUUCUUAGUACCAAUACCGAGUGGAUCUCCUCACUUUCUCUAUAAUUAUAAAUUCAAAUUCUUUAUACUUUUUGUACUGUGCUUCAGUGCUGUCUCUUGAGCUCACCUUCUCUUCUCUACAUUAUCACUGUUAACAUUUUUGCCUUUAAAAUAAUUGAACCUCUUUUCGGGGAAUGAACCAAUCAAUCACGUGAAUUAUACGUAUAUACACUAUUUUUUAAUAUAUUCUAUCUAUAUAUAUAUAUAGAAAGAGAGUUUGGGAUCUCUGCCGACUAUGAAUUUAUAUGGUGGUUACGAAUAAGAGCUGACUUAUAUUGUAUUGAAGCUGUUCACUUAAGGUCUUGUUUAUAGAUUAGAGAUCUAGGGUUUGUAUUUGUGAGGGAUGGGGAGCUCAGAGGAAAGAGUGGUUGCUGUGAUCAUGGUGGGUGGGCCGACCAAAGGUACUCGAUUCCGGCCAUUGUCAUUGAAUAUUCCAAAGCCACUUUUUCCACUUGCUGGACAGCCUAUGGUUCAUCAUCCAAUCUCUGCUUGCAAAAGAAUUCCAAACUUAGCACAGAUCUAUCUUGUUGGUUUCUACGAGGAGCGAGAAUUCGCGUUAUAUGUCUCUUCAAUCUCUAAUGAGCUUAAAGUACCUGUCAGAUACUUGAAAGAGGACAAGCCACAUGGGUCAGCUGGUGGACUUUAUAACUUCAGAGAUCUGAUCAUGGAAGACAACCCGUCACAUAUAUUUUUGCUGAACUGUGAUGUCUGCUGCAGUUUUCCACUUCCUGAGAUGCUUGAUGCUCACAAAAGAUAUGGUGGGAUGGGAACAAUCCUGGUGAUCAAGGUCUCCGCUGAGUCAGCAAACCAGUUUGGGGAACUGGUGGCUGAUCCCAUAACCAAUGAGUUGUUGCAUUACACAGAGAAACCUGAAACUUUUGUAAGCGACCGAAUAAAUUGUGGUGUUUACGUAUUUACACCAGAUAUUUUCACUGCCAUUCAAGGUGUUUCCUCACAACGGAAAGACAGAGCUAAUCUAAGACGUGCCUCCAGUUUUGAAGCCCUCCAAUUUACAGCAAGGAGUCUUCCUACAGAUUUUGUAAGACUGGAUCAAGAUAUCCUAUCACCUCUUGCAGGAAAAAAGCAGUUAUAUACAUAUGAAACAAUGGACUUCUGGGAACAAAUCAAGACUCCUGGCAUGUCUUUGAAAUGUUCUGCUCUGUUUCUUGCCCAAUUUCGGUUCACCUCCCGACAUUUUUUGGCAAGUGGAGAUGGUAUAAAGAGUGCCACCAUUGUUGGUGAUGUUUAUAUUCAUCCAUCAGCAAAAGUACAUCCAACUGCCAAGAUUGGUCCGAAUGUAUCAGUUUCUGCAAAUGCUCGUAUAGGAGCAGGUGUGAGGCUCAUUAGUUGUAUCAUCCUUGAUGAUGUUGAAAUCAAGGAGAAUGCUGUUGUUAUUCAUGCAAUCGUUGGAUGGAAAUCUUCUAUAGGGAGAUGGUCCCGAGUCCAGGCUGCAGGAGAUUACAAUGCAAAACUUGGAAUUACAAUUCUUGGUGAAGCUGUGACCGUUGAAGAUGAAGUAGUUGUGGUCAACAGCAUUGUCCUUCCCAACAAGACUCUAAAUGUUAGUGUUCAAGAAGAAAUUAUACUAUAGUAAAGCAAGACAAAGAGGGAUCCUAUCACUUAUAUAUAGAUAUAUAUAUGUUAUUGCGAUUGCUACUUAAUUUUUUAUUACAAUUUGUAAAUGAACAUCUUCUGAAUUAGAAUAAUAGAAAUUUGAUUCCUCUAUUUUGUUCA